Molecule: messenger RNA, 795 nt
Organism: Nestor notabilis (Kea)
Lineage: Eukaryota; Metazoa; Chordata; Aves; Psittaciformes; Psittacidae
Gene: STYXL1
Product: serine/threonine/tyrosine interacting-like 1
Exons: 8
Biological process (GO): positive regulation of intrinsic apoptotic signaling pathway; protein dephosphorylation; negative regulation of cytoplasmic stress granule assembly
Cellular component (GO): mitochondrion
Molecular function (GO): pseudophosphatase activity; protein phosphatase binding; protein phosphatase inhibitor activity
Source: RefSeq, a predicted model, not a curated record
UGCCUGCUGGAUGUCCGCACUCAGCGUGAAUACGAUGAGAGCCAUAUUAUUACAGCCCGCAGGAUUGCACAGAGUCCUACGGGGAAGUAUCUGGUCCCGGAUUCAGAGGAGCUGGCGUGUGUCAGAUACUGUGUGGUGUAUGACUGUGAGACCAGCUCUUUGGAUUAUGCCGAGGAAGGAACUGCCAUCCACUAUGCCAAAGGCUUAGAGCAGUUCACCCGCCACCCCGUGCUCGUCCUGCAGGGAGGAUACAAGAAGUUUUCAGCUUGCUAUCAUUUUCUGAGGACUCAGAGGAUCCUGUGGAUGCCCCGGGAACUAGCCAGCCUCCAGACAUACCCUGUAGAAAUACUGCCUGCAAAGUUAUAUAUGGGCAAUUUCAAGCAGGCCUGUGACCAACAAAUACAGAAAGACCUGAAGAUCAAAGCACAAGUCAACAUCUCUGAACAACCUGCAACACUGUUUGCAGGCAGCGACAGAUACCUCCAUAUAUCUGUUCCAGAUACACUUGAAGCAGAUCUUCUUUCUUCCUUUGCCACCAUUUGUCAUUUCAUAGAUGCUCAGCUGGAUCACGGAGCAGUGCUGGUGUUCUCCAGCCUGGGGAUAAGCCGGAGCAGCACAGGAAUCAUGGCCUAUCUUAUUCAUUCCUGCCUGUUUUCCCUGAAGCGCGCUUGGAACUACGUCCUGAAGUGCAAAACGAACAUGAGACCACACCAAGGCUUUGUGAAACAGCUCUUGGAGUGGGAGACCAGAAUCUACAGCACCACGGUCACAGACAUCUCCGAACUCAGUUACUGA